CACGGCUUAAGUUGUAACAAGUUACUGAUAUAUGUAGGACACGUGACAUCCCGGGCAACUUUUAGAAAAAAACACUUUAUUUUGGAGUUGGCUAUGCAUAUUCAUGUCAUGAGGCCAGCAUCUCUCUCCAUUGUUUACAGGUGGUUAACGUCAAACAACCCUCAUCGAAUAUUUACAAUACAGAAGUUACCACCAAAGAAAGGAUAGGCGGGUGCUAGAGACAGGCCGCCGUGCCGCUUUGUGAACAACGACUCCCUAGGGCGGAGAGACGGUUUCUAACCUUUGGUGAAAUUAACCAGGUACUAUAGCGGUCACUCUUAACAAUGAAAUUAAUGGAAGACAGUUUGGAGGAGGCAAGAUCAGGUGGGACCAUUCCAGCCAAUGAGAGGGCAGAUACGCAGGACCACGACUGUUUCCACUAGUUACCACAGCCACAAAGUAGAAAAAUAUUUAAAUUUCACGAAAACAAAAAUGAAUUCAUCCUCGUGGCAAUAUUGGGAAAAAAACUAAAACAAUAACUUACAAACAUUAUUUUUCUUUGCUGAUUGUAAUAAUUUUGGAAAGGAAUGAAUGGAUGGCAUAUGACCCACUGAAAGAAUAAACCAAGGACAAGGUUGUUAUGGGUGUAAAAUGGCACAGUUAACAUUCAAACAAAGGUUCCCGCCCACCAGCCUAAAGCAAGGGAGAGAGAAAGGGAAGGGGGAGAAUGGUGCAGAUCGCUUAGCAACGUGGACGCUUGGUCCUCAACCGGAUACGAGCACAGGACUUCAGUCGAAAAACUGAAGGAUUUUACAACAUCUAGCUAAAACAGUAUCUCAAAACUUGAGCGAUGGAGAGAAUAUGUCUUGACAAGACUGCAUCUAAGUCAGUGGACGACUAUCUGGAGUACAGGAGGAUCGUGGGUGAAGACGAUGGCGGCAGACUAUUCUCCCCAGAGGAAUAUGAAGAGUACAAGAGAGCAGUGUUUCCCCAGAGACUACACAACAGGCUGUAUGUGAGCUUUGGAGUGCCAGGGGGAAUAGACUGUAAACUCAUCGGCCCAGAGACACCUUGCUUCUGCACACACAGGUACAAACAGCAUCAGACAGACUUUGAGGAGGUUCCUUCGGAGCGCCCGAUAGCACUACCAUGCCGAGUUCAAGGGUGUCGGUGUUUGGCCUUUCAGUACGUGCACCUGAACGGGUCGCAGCCUGUACGUUGCAGGUGCAAACACUCUGCCUACGACCACAGUGAGACCUCAGAACACCUCUGUGGGAAAUGCUCAUCCUGCUCUGGGUUCCGGAGCCCCUACAGCUGUGGGUGUGGCCAGCCUAGCUUCGCCCACCAGACGCUGGUGGAGACGAAGGCAGAACGGGAGGCCCGGGGUUGCCCGGUGGGCAGAGACGUUCCAUACGCAGCCAUGGGGGGUCUGACAGGGUUCAGCUCCCUGGCUGACGGGUACCUGAGACUGGACGAUAGCGGGGCAGGUGCCCCUCACUUGUCUGUUCUGUCGUCUCAACAACCAAGAGCUUUCCAGGAGCAUGUGUUUGAGAAAGCCUCAGGACCAGCAGCAGCCUCAGGACCAGCAGCAGCCUCCGGACAUACAGAGGAGAGUUCAGUGACGUCCGUGACCAGGGCUCUGUCUGACCUCAGCACCAGAGAGGAAGAAGACAUGGCGUACUUGGAGAGACGCUACCAGGACAGGAUGAAGGCUGAGAAAAUGGCAGUCAAACAGAAGGCAUCAUCAUCAAGAGGAAGACCAUCCACCAAACCAGCCAGCCUACCAUCCACCAAACCAGCCAGCCUACCAUCCACCAAACCAGCCAGCCUACCAUCCACCAAACCAACCACCUCCCUAUGCAGUAAGCAACCUACCAAACAGCCUACCAAAUAAUUGACCAAACUGGAGAAGAGGACGAACAGUUAGCUAACACACUUAGUUUAAUGAGGUAUUCCAUUCCACACAGAUAAUGAUAUAAUUGCACUAUGGAUAAUAGAUAAUCAAACAGUCUCACCUGGGAAAAUGAUCAUUAGAUCAUAAACAUCAAGGCUUUUGUGAUGUUUCCAAGAUCAAUUGACAAUAAAUGUUCAAAUCCAUGUUGAUUCUUUAA
Molecule: messenger RNA, 2090 nt
Organism: Oncorhynchus kisutch (coho salmon)
Lineage: Eukaryota; Metazoa; Chordata; Actinopteri; Salmoniformes; Salmonidae
Gene: fam221a
Product: family with sequence similarity 221 member A
Exons: 7
Coding region: 830-1873 (347 amino acids)
Source: RefSeq, a predicted model, not a curated record